AUGGCUGCUGCCACUCACACAGAUGCGCAGGCUCGCAUACAAGAGGAACUCGAUAAUGUCGUGGGGCGUCGUGUGCGCGGUGAUCUCAAGUUUUUCACUUUUGGUUUUGGCCGCUGUCAAACGUACAUGGACUACCUCAACGAGAAGGCCGCGAUGUGCAACCUACUAAUUGGAUAUUUGUCGGACACUCUUCAUCAACGCAGCUCUUAUUCUAUGGGCCUUCUGCCUUUCGGAGAAUCCUGCAGCGAAGAUUGA
Suillus plorans is the source of this 255-nucleotide messenger RNA. RefSeq lists its product as uncharacterized. Bases 1 to 255 code for a protein of 84 amino acids. Lineage: Eukaryota; Fungi; Basidiomycota; Agaricomycetes; Boletales; Suillaceae. The record is from RefSeq and is a predicted model, not a curated record. The transcript has 4 exons.